Messenger RNA from Labrus bergylta (ballan wrasse), 1698 nucleotides. RefSeq names its product BCL2 associated agonist of cell death b (gene badb). Lineage: Eukaryota; Metazoa; Chordata; Actinopteri; Labriformes; Labridae. Gene Ontology annotation, biological process: apoptotic process. The record is from RefSeq and is a predicted model, not a curated record.
GGCGGAGCACUGCGAUUGGAUGAGCGUGGAGCUGAACCCGUGUUGUACAGUGAAAAAAAGACAAGUCGCCGAUAACAAACAAAAAAAACACCCGCUGCGGCCGCAUGAGGCCAACUAAAGGAACACUCGCACUUUCCGGACUUACAUUAUAAAGAUUUCGGAUGUCACGAUGGCUGCGAAGUUCACUAUUUCAGACAGUGAGUCCGGGUCAGAAGAGGAGGUAAAAGAGGAAGAGAACGACCAAUCAUCAGCUGUGGAAGAGCCGCAUGUUCCCCAACGACACAGCUUAACCCUACCAGAGCUCAGACUGGCAGGGACUGGUCGGAUCAGGUUGAACUCAGAGUCCCACGCUUACACCGUCUCCAGGGACGAAGAGCUCCAGGCCAGGGGGGAAGAAGAGGCUGGCACCCCCACGGAAGGAGCGCCAUUCAGGGGACGAUCAAAAUCGGCUCCCCCUGCCUUGUGGGCAGCUAAAAAAUACGGCCGGCAGCUCCGGAGGAUGAGCGACGAGUUUGACAUCCUGCUUGACAAAGGGGAGAUGAAAAAAGUAAGAAGCCCUGGGCCAGCCAAACAGAUGCACCACUCCAAGAGUUGGUGGAGCUACCUCUUCAGCCACCAGGAGACAGAGGGAGAGAACAACCACCACGAAAACCACACCCACCGCAAUGAGUAAGCACUGAGAGACAAGCCUGGCUGAUACAAGGUCCGAGUGAUGGAGGAGUCGACGAAACUGAGCAGGAAGCAACUGGGAAGCCAAAAGAUCAAUUGAAAGGUUGCUUUGAUCAAAAAAAAAAAGAGAGAGAGAGAGAGAGAGAGAGAUCCAAACAAAAAGGUAUGACUACUGCAGGAUCCUAGUCAUGUCAUUUUAUACGUCAUUGAUAACUACAUUUGAAUAGAUUUUGUAUUGGUGUUGGUUGUGAUGUAAAUGGUGUUGGUGGGCAGCCUACUGUGAAAGGGUGAUCGCCAGUCAAGCAUGAGUAUCGACUGUAAGCUAUCGUGACCCCCCCCCCCCCCCUCCAUAGACCGGGUGAAACGGUGGACCAAGAGAGAGGAGAUGUUGUCCUCGAUACACAAAGAAAGACUGUUCAUGUGAAGAUUUUAUCGGUGACCACUUUACAGAUGCUUACUACUUUAGCUGUCUCGCUCAUCCAAAAUAUGCAACAUACUGUAGAUGGCGAGAUAAAUGCUCUGAAAUCCAGACUCCUGAGGCCACCUUGUGUGCUGUUAGAAUUUCCUCUCUUUUUAAAGAGUUAAUGUCGAUGUUUUAUUAAUGCUUGUUACUCCAAGUUUUGACGAACGCAAGCGAAUGGAGACAGCUGUAUUAGUGUGCCAAAACAAUCUGCAGGCAACAGCGGUUUUAAAAGGAAGGAUUUCUUUAAAUAUUCAACUAGGGCCUUUCUUUUUUUUAUUCUUUUUUCUUUUACAGCUUCCUGCUCUGCUACCUGCGAGACAGUACCAUUUUUCAACAUCAGUACUUGACUAUCACGAACUGCUUUAUGCCUGAAAUAAUCAAAAGAAGAACAAUCUUGUACAAGGACAAUCUCUGAUGCAGAAAAAAUAUCUUUUGUAAAACUUCAGGGUUAGAUUCUAUCUAAAGAAAAUGAAAUGAAACAUACGUAUAAAAGCACAAACCAAUAUGAAUAUAUCUUUUUAAAUCCUUGGAUGAGCAAAAAAAAAAAAAAAAAAAAAAAAAAAGAA